UGUAGAGGUUAAUUGAAAACUACUAAAAUCUGGAAAGAAAAAAAAGCCUUUUGAAUCAAAUACAUCUUUUACUGAUGAAGCCCUGCCUCUUCGUUGCCAUCCCCUUGAACGGGCAAAUCCGACAAAUUUGUCUUUCGUAACCAAAUUUGUCUUUCAAUUAACCGAUAGUAUUUACCAAUCAACUAAUCCGGAUUCAUAUACCUACAAAAACAAAUCCAAUUCGUGGCCAAAUUAUAUCUUCCUUCGAUUGACGAUUCCAACUGCACCGGAAAUUCAUGGACGGCUGAGAGUGGCAGAGUGCAGCUGUGGAAGGGCGUUGAAGGUUGGAGGCCGGUCUGCCGUGACUCUCAAUUGCUACGAAGGGUAAGGUUAGUAGCGGUAGAUUUUAAGCCAUUACGAUAACUUGAACAUGCCAUAUUAAUGUUUUUUGUUUCUGAUGCUUUUUUACCCAAUUUUUGCUUAAGUAUUGACAAAAGACUGCACCAAGCUUGUCGUACCUUGAACUUAAUGUUUGUUUUGCCUAUACUCUUAUCAUUAUUGAGAGUAAUUUUUGGUUAAUGUAACCCAAAUCUUUGAUUUACACCAGAUUUUUUAGUUUAAUUAAUUACAGGAGCAAGGUGAGUUUUUGCAUUAAACAUAUGGUGAUUUUUUAGUUCCAUUGGGUGGUUUUUAUGUUCUAAUCCACCCUUAAUGUUCUCAAUAACAGUAGGGUGGGUGUUCAAAUUGACCUAUAAUCAAUAUGCCAUCUUCUUACAAAAUGUCAUGUUCUUACAGUUUACAUCAUAUAUACCACACAUAUGUAUCUUAGUUUAUGGAUUGAGUUUCAUAGUGGUUGUUUGGAUAUUCUCAAUUAGUAUGUGAAUAUAAGUUGCUGGUGAUCCAGCUCUAUCAUUUGAUCAGAGAUCUUUUGGUUUAUUAAUUACAAGAGCCAACCUAGUUUUUGAAAUUUGAGUUUAAGUUAGGGUGUUUUUUGGUAUUCAACAUCUUGAUUUGUUUAAAGUGACUAUAUAGGUAGUUUUAAAAUGUAAUACUACAAACUCUACGGAUUAUUUUUACAUUUUGAAACUGUCCUACUACAUUGGUUUUAAUAUAUUUCUAGUACAACACUACAACAUGAUCUCCUAAAAACAUCAUGAUGAUAUUUUAAGUUUACAUUUUAUUUUUUAUAAAAGUAGAUCCAAAAGGUUCUGAUGCACACGGUAUUUAUUUUUAAGGCUGAUUUGUGUUGUCAAAAAUAUAAAAAUGGAUCCUAAGUCAUACUAUAUGCACAGGGACUUGAUAUCUUAAUGACUGAUAUUGUUUAUAAUAUAAAUAUUCAUUAAACUAUUUUCUAACCUUGUUUUUCUUAUAAACUUUUCUAUAUAAUAGGUGGGAUCUUAAAUGGAUAAGAGUUGGAUGCAUGAAAUUAAAUGGUCCCAUGCUUAUGUGGAUGGGGUAAAAAAAUUUAUGACAUUUGUUGAAGACUAUAAUGGUCGAGAGGGUGUGAUUAGAUGUCCCUGUGUUGGUUGUUUGAACCUCAGAACUCAACAUAAAGAAAUAGUUAAGAUUCAUCUUUUGGAGCGCGGAAUAGAUCCAGGAUAUAAUACUUGGUUUUAUCAUGGUGAAGAAUCAGGUUCAAGAACUUCAAAAAAAAAUCAUACCUAUACAGGGAAUGGAACGGAUAAUGUCUAUGAAGAAGAAGAAGAAGAAGAUGGUAUUACUGAGAUGUUAUUUGAUCUAGGUCAACAAUACAAUCAUCAAGAUAAUGAUAAUAUGUCAGCAGAAGAUAGUUCUAAUAGUGGUGGUCUUCCACUAUAUCUUGAGUCAUUGAUGCAAAAUGCUCAAACAAAAUUAUAUCCUGGUUGUGAGCAAAUUUCAAGAAUAUCUUUUGUCAUUCAGUUGUUGCACAUUAAAGUCUACAACAAGCUGAGCAAUAAAGCAAUUGAUAUGCUCUUGAAGUUGAUGAAGUUAUCCUUUCCGAAUGGUGAGACACUUCCAGGUUCAUAUUAUGAAGCUAAAAAAAUACUGCGCGACUUGGGGUUGGGAUAUGAAUGUAUACAUGCUUGCAAGUAUGAUUGUGUUUUAUUUUGGAAGGAAAACAAAGACUUGGAAAACUGCCCAACUUGUGGAACUUCUAGAUGGAAAAGCAAUGGUGAUGCGGGGAAGAAGAUAGCACAUAAAGUUUUAAGGUACUUUCCAUUGAAACCUAGGCUUCAACGCCUUUUUAUGUCCCAAAAAACAUCUGAAAAGAUGGUAUGGCAUAAAGAGAAACGUAUUGAUGAUGAUUACAUGAGACAUCCUGCUGAUUCCAUAGCCUGGAAAGACUUUGACAAUCAGUUUUCAUGGUAUGCAAAUGAUCCUAGAAAUGUCAGACUUGCUCUAGCUGCUGAUGGUUUCAAUCCUUUUGGAAACUUGAGCACUAAAUAUAGCAUGUGGCCAGUAAUUCUAACCCCAUUAAACCUGCCACCAUGGGAUUGCAUGAAAGAUCAAUUCUUGAUGUUAUCUUUGCUAAUACCAGGUAAGAAUUCACCCGGAAAAGACAUUGAUGUAUACUUACAACCCUUAGUUGCAGAGCUAAAAGAGUUGUGGGUUGAAGGGAUUGAAACGUUCGAUGUUUCCAGUAAACGUAUUUUUCGUAUGCAUGCUGCUGUUUUGUGGACUAUUAACGACUUUCCUGCGUAUGGUGAUCUGUCUGGAUGGAGUACUAAAGGGUAUAUGGCUUGUCCACUUUGUAACCAACGAACCUAUUCUCAAAGAUUACGAAACAAGUUGUGCUACAUGGGGCAUCGUCGCUAUUUACCUAAAAAUCAUGCUUGGAGAAGAAGUAAGAAGUUCAAUGGUAAAAGAGAAGACAACGAAGCACCUGAAACUUUAACUGGUGAUGAAGUUUUAAUGCAGUUACAUAGACUUGAAGAUGUGAUACCAGGAAAGCAUGAUAGAAAGAAGAGGAAGCGGAUGCCUAAAGAACUGAAUUGGACUAAACGUAGCAUAUUUUUUGAUUUGCCUUACUGGAGCAAACUUAAGUUAAGGCACAAUCUUGAUGUAAUGCACAUUGAGAAGAACAUAUGCGAGAAUAUAGUGGGAACAUUGCUGAAUAUAGAUCGUAAAACAAAAGAUACUGACAAGGGAAGACAAGACAUGGAGGACAUGAACAUCCGCAAGGAGUUACACCUUACAAUGACGAGUGAUGGAAAAUAUAAAAAGCCACAUGCAUGUUAUGUAAUGACAAAAAAAGAAAGGCAUGAAUUCUGUGAGUUUCUGAAAUCUGUUAAAUUUCCAGACGGGUAUGCCUCUAAUAUUUCUCGAUCUGUUACGUCAUCUGAUGAUAAGAUAUCUGGAAUGAAAAGCCAUGAUUGUCACGUACUCUUACAACGGUUACUUCCAGUUGGUAUUCGUGGCUCAUUAAAGAAGGAAGUUACUGAUGUCUUGGCGGAGUUAGGAAAUUUUUUUCAACUGUUAUGUUGUAAAAAGCUGAAGAAAUCUGAUUUAGAGAAGAUGGGAGCUGAUAUUUGUCUGAUUUUGUGUAAGCUUGAAAUGAUAUAUCCUCCUUCCUUUUUUGAUGUUAUGGUUCAUUUAUGUAUCCAUCUACCGUAUGAGGCGUUGAUUGGCGGUCCUGUUCAAUUUAGAUGGAUGUACCCGAUCGAAAGAUUUCUAUGUGGACUAAAGCAAAGUGUCCGCAACAAGGCCCAUCCGGAAGGUUCAAUCGCAGAAGCAUAUAUUGCAAAAGAGAGUUUGACGUUUUGCUCGAUGUACUUACGCGGGGUAGAAACUAGAUUUAAUCGAGAUGAUAGAAAUAAUGAUAUAUCAUCUGAUGAUGCUUUAUCAAUCUUUUCACAAAACUGUCGGCCUUUUGGAGCUGCAACAUAUGCUGAAUUAUCAAAGGAUGAACUCACAGCCACCCAAUGGUUUGUCUUUCAAAAUUGUGAAGAAGUCAAGCCAUAUUUUGAAUUGCACAAGGAAGAGCUUCUCCUAUCCGGGUGUGAAAAUAUUGACGAAGAACACAAGGACAAAUUUCCUACAUGGUUCAAAAUCCAGGUACGUAUACAUAAUAUAAAUAAAGUCUGCUGUUGCACCAUAUACUUGUGAUGAUGUUAUUGAUUAUUUUAAGCAUUUUGUUAGAUGAGUAGAUUACUUAAACAAGAUCCAUCUGAAGCAAACGAGUCUCUUUAUUCACUUGCAUGUGCACCACAUAGGUGUGUUCGAAAGUACUCUGGCUGCAUUGUUAAUGGAGUAAGAUUCUUAACUAAAGAUCGCGAUAGUCACCGGAAAACUCAAAAUAGUGGAAUUGUUGUGGAGGGGAACCAUGGUGAAGAGAUCAUAGAUUUUUAUGGUGUUCUAGUUGAAAUUGUUCAACUUGAUUAUGUGAAAGAUAGACAUGUUACUAUAUUCAAAUGUGAUUGGUUUGAUCUCGGAAAAAGAAAAGAAGGGAUACGAAAGGAGGGAUAUAUUACUAGUAUUAAAGUGACUAAAACGUGGUAUGAAAAUGACUCAUAUAUACUAGCUGAUCAAGCCAAACAAGUUUUGUACAUGAACGAUCCUAAAUUAGGACGUGACUGGAGAGUUGUGCAACCAUUUCAACAUAGACAUAUAUAUGAUGUGCCAGAGAGACAGGACGAAGUGAUAAAUGUUGAUGAUGAUUCUUCGAUGGAAGACGAAGUGUAUCAAGAGAUUGAAAUUAACGAUACAUUUGAAGUUAUCCAAAAUGAUAUACAAUCCUUACAUAGAGAGGAUAUACAAUCUGAAGACGAUGAGGAAACAUUCAUUUCAAACGAAUCAGUUGUAUCACGUGCAGUUGAUAUCGAUGAUGCCCAUGAAGAAGAUUUAGAUGACACUCCAAUUGAUAGUACUGAAUCCUCCCAACAAAGUACUAGUACUGGUUCUGAGUUUGAAAGUGACGAUUCUGAUGGAUAAUUUGAUGUUGCUUGCUAUUCUCAAUGAAAUGUGGUAAGAUUUUAUUUGUAUUGCAUUGUAUAUCCUUAUUUGUUGGCUUACAAUAUUUCAUUCUAUUUUUCUUAUCUAUGUUUUGAUUUAUAACACUUAGCAAGUACGUAGUAUUAUGUAUUAAUUCAAGCUUUUGGUGUUAUUCAGUUAUUAAGCUGUAUAUAUGUAUGUUUAUUUGUUUCAAGAACAUUACCUAAAGGUUCUGUUUGAGGUUGUUUAGGAAUCCUUGCUCAGGAAUCAUGACAGCUUCUUCUAGACGACAUCUCAGCAAUUGUCUUGAUGUGAUGCUCGUUCCUACACUGCUCUUCAAGUCUCACAUAAAUUUUGUUGAGAAGAGAAGUUGCUCUGAAUAUGCAGAAUGGUUGGUGGGAGAGUUCUGAAUAUAGGAUUUUAUUAAACUUCGUUCAUGUAGUUUUUAAUGUUAAUCUGUAUGCAAAUUUUAAUAUCUCAUGACCUAUUUUAUUCUCUGUUUCACAAAGUUUGAAAAUACUUAGUUUGUUCAGAAGGAUGAAUAGCAGGAGCUUGAACAAGUUGAAUAUUAAACUUUCUUUGAGGUUGACUGUGAACUGAUGUUGUCUUAGUGUGUUGCAAGGAAAGUGCAGAAUAUCCUGC
This is a messenger RNA of Cuscuta epithymum, 5532 nucleotides long. The record is from the annotation of a GenBank genome assembly. NCBI's taxonomy places the organism in Eukaryota, Viridiplantae, Streptophyta, Magnoliopsida, Solanales, Convolvulaceae.